Molecule: messenger RNA, 1003 nt
Organism: Protomyces lactucae-debilis
Lineage: Eukaryota; Fungi; Ascomycota; Taphrinomycetes; Taphrinales; Protomycetaceae
Exons: 2
Coding region: 122-634 (170 amino acids)
Source: RefSeq, a predicted model, not a curated record
CCAGUCGGGUAGCAAAGAUACUUGCUAUGUUUGUUCAAUAGCUACAGCCCAAACAUAUGCGGUCUGACCAAAAGACAUGACCCCACGAGACAGCUACGAGUGAAGAUACGAGUGAAAAUACAUGUUUGUUUUUCGCAAUCGAUGCCCAUGUGUAUACGCCACGAGGUCAUUGUGCUCUUACGCCCUACGGAAAAUUUGGACCGGCAGAUUACCGGCGGAAAUUACCAGAAGAAUACCGGCGGAAUACCGGCGCAAAAUCCCUAACUUCGCAGGCGCAGUAAUACCAGCAGACUACCGGCAGACUACCGGCAAACUACCGGCGGAAAUAAGCACGCCUUUACCAGAGUCAACCGGAGGAUUACCAGAGGAUACCACCUGCCAACGGCUAAGCUCAAUAGAUGCUGUAGCGACAGUAGGUGUAGCAACUAGACCAUCUACGACACACUACAGACGUGCUGCCGUUUUCUUGGCCUUCUUGGCAGACUUGCGCGCCUUUUGUGCUUGUGAUGCUGCUGUCUUGGCCUUGGUCAUAGUAGCGCUGCCCUGCUCAGCGUCCUGUGCUCUGCGUGAUAGCUUUGAUGUUUUUUUAAGACUAGAACUUGCGAGACGAGGAGGUGGAUCGAUCUUUGCUUGACUUCUGGCCACUGGUCAGUCUUUUAACAUCAAAGAUGGGACGGACUUGCCUUGGAAACAUGCGCAUUCUUGUCUGCUUGAUGCUACAUCUUGUUAGCCAAUGUUUCCUCCGCAUAAUAGGCUCACAUUGUGCUGAGAAGAAGUUGGCUGCAACUGAAAAUGUUAGUGAGGUACAGCAGGCAAGAGGAGAAACCCACAACUCUCGAUGCAGUCUCGUCAAUAUCAUCGUCUUCAAAGGGGACGGAAGCGGGUAUCUCGCAGCGAAUGUUCUCGUCAUCGACGCGAGCAGACGACGCCCCAUGGACAACGUCGUGCGCGUCGUUGAGGUCAUCGUCUUGGGGAGCAGCAGCAGUAGUCUUCUCUCUGUAGA